CUCCUCCACCAAUAAAGGUAGAUAACACAGUGACCCCCCAAGACAAAGCAGCACCCUCUCCCUCUCUCUCUUGAUAAUUAACUUAGCUCUUCAAACCUUGUUCCAAUCUUCCUCUCUUACAUGUACACACCAAUGGCUUCUAUGAGAGAUGAAUCCAUUAAAAGUGAAUUCAACCCAACGGAGAGCGUUACCAUGUCAGAUGCUCCCACGAAGCAAAAAGUCAACAAAGGAGCUUGGACAGCAGAGGAAGAUAGAAAAUUGGCUGAGGUUAUUGCAACCCAUGGUGCCAAAAGAUGGAAAGCAAUUGCAGCAAAAGCAGGAUUGAAUAGGUGUGGGAAAAGUUGCAGGCUCAGAUGGAUGAAUUAUCUAAGGCCUAACAUCAAAAGAGGCAAUAUUUCCGACCAAGAAGAGGACUUGAUACUUAGACUUCAUAAACUCUUAGGAAACAGAUGGUCUUUGAUUGCUGGAAGAUUACCUGGUAGAACAGACAAUGAGAUAAAGAACUACUGGAAUUCUCAUUUGAGCAAGAAAAUAAACCAGAAAGAGAAACAAAGUGGCGCUUCAAAAAGAGAAGGCUCUGAAGUUCAGAUUCAGAAUAGAAAUGUAACAGAGAUUAAUGCCAAUAUAGAAGUAAGGGAAGAACAGAUUACAUCAAAUAAAUAUGUUGAGGACUCGAAAAUCAGCUUUGAUGUCGAUGAGUUCUUCGACUUUUCUAAUGAAGAUCCUCUCAACUUGGAGUGGAUGAGCAAAUUUUUUGAAGCUUGAACAACUGCAAGCUUUUUCUCUUCUCUCUAUCUUCUUGAAUUUGGUCCUAAUAUCUCUGUGUAUGUGAAAUAAUAAAUUUCAGAGAACCAGUUAUCUGUUCAUAAUCAAGGGUUCUUGUUUUU
Messenger RNA from Rubroshorea leprosula, 887 nucleotides. The record is from the annotation of a GenBank genome assembly. NCBI's taxonomy places the organism in Eukaryota, Viridiplantae, Streptophyta, Magnoliopsida, Malvales, Dipterocarpaceae.